Messenger RNA from Solea senegalensis (Senegalese sole), 5224 nucleotides. RefSeq names its product immunoglobulin-like and fibronectin type III domain-containing protein 1. Bases 218 to 4657 code for a protein of 1479 amino acids. Gene Ontology annotation, molecular function: protein binding. The record is from RefSeq and is a predicted model, not a curated record. Lineage: Eukaryota; Metazoa; Chordata; Actinopteri; Pleuronectiformes; Soleidae. The transcript is spliced from 27 exons.
CUGAAGCUUUUGGCAGCCACCAGGUCUGGGCAGUGAAGGAGCAUCAAGCACCGGCUUGGACACUGGUGGAAGAAUCUAUUACGUUGGGGGAAAAAAAAAAAAAAUCAGAGGAAGGCACAGUGUGACCAGACUGCUGCCCGACAGGGAACAGAGCUGCGAGAACUGAGGACUGUGAGCAGAGCCUUGUGAAUCAGCAGUGCUUCGGGAAGACGGCAAGAUGUCGAAGAAGUCAAAGGUGACCGAGCCAACUGCCGCUGGGCAGGCGGGUAUCAGGAAGAAGUCCAAAGUUCCCGGUGUCAUGAUAACACAGUUUAUGGAGGAACUUCCUGAGGGAAUGACAACUCCUGAUUUCACCCGCAAACCAAUUGCUUUGACUAUUCAAGAAGGUAAAUAUGGAUUUUUUAAAGCCAUUGUGGUGGGCACUCCCACACCUACUGUAACAUGGAGCAGAGCAAAUGGAGAAAUACAUUUCCACCCUGAUGUUUGCCUGCAAAAGUAUGAUGAGUCAUCUAACGAACACACACUGGAGUUUCCUAAGAUUAGCCCAGAGGAUGCGGACACCUACAAGUGUUAUGCAACCAAUGAAUAUGGAAGAGCCAUUUGCACUGUUGUCUUGAAUGUUAUUGCAGUGGGAUUCUCUAAGAAAAAGGAAUUUCAAAAGACCGAGGCAAAAGACAUAACUGACUUAAGAAAAGGCCUUAAAAAACGUAACUCUGAUGGAACACGUCAGGCAAAACAAAUGGAGCCAGACGACAAGGUUUGGGAAAUUCUGCUUAGCGCAGACAAGAAAGACUAUGAGCGGAUCUGCAUUGAGUACGGUAUCACUGACUUCAGAGGAAUGCUGAAGAAGCUCCAAGAAAUGAAGAGAGAGAGAGAGGCUGAGAUUGCAGAGUUUGUAACACAAAUCAGCACACUGAAACCUAUUGAGGUCAACGACGCGGACUGCGCAACAAUUGAGUUGGACAUGGACCUCAAGGAUCCCACAAGCAAGAUUUUCCUGUACAAGGAUGGCGUCAUGGUUCCUUUCGACAUAGACGCAAGCGAGAACGAGAAGCAUAGUUUGAAAAGAACUGGCAAAAAAUAUGUUUUUACAAUUAAAAAUCUGGGUUUAGGGGACGCUGGACUCUACUCAGUGGAUGUCGAGGGUGUCAAUGUAUUUUCCACAGACUUUAAAGUUCCUGAGGUCGAGUUUGCUGUCAAAAUACAAGAGGUCAAGGCAGAGGAACGGGAGGAUGCCGUCUUCCAAUGUGUCCUGACUGCACCCAUGCAUGAGAUUAAGUGGUAUGGUAAAAGUGCGCCACUGUCAAAUAGUGAGAAACAUGAAAUCAUUGUAUCUGAAGAUAAGCUUAUCCACAAGUUGCUUGUGCGGGACUGUAUGCCUUUGGAUGCCGGUAUCUACGCCGCUGUGGCAGGAAUAAAAUCAUGCAAUGCCUGGCUAAUAGUUGAAGCUGACAAAGAUCCUACAAACAAAGGCAAGAAGGUGGCGCGCAAAACUACUAUGGCUGGGGGCUGCAAUGAAGAAGACCUGACAAAAAUCGCAAAGGAACAGCAGGAAAAAUAUUUGAAGGAAAUGGAAGAAAAAAUGAAAAAUGCCAAGAAAACUCAAGAAGAGAGAAAUGCUGCAGAUGCAGCAGCACGGGCAGAGGCAGAAAUGGCCAGAAAGGCAGCAGCUGAGGAGAAAGCAAAGUCAAAAGGAUCUGGAAGAGCUGGUGGUGCUGGAGGAUCUGGCACUGCUGGACUUGAUGGUGGCAUAGGAGGAGGAGCUGGUGGUGGUUAUGGUGGCGCAGGUGGAGGAGAGGGUGCAAGUGGUGCUGGAGCUGGAUUUGGAGGUGGAGUGGGAGGAGGACCUGGAGGAGUGGGAGGUCAAGUGGGAGGAGGACCUGGAGGAUUGGGAGGUCAAGCGAAAGGAGGUGCUGGAGGAGUUGGAGGUCAAGCUGGAGGAGGUGCUGGCGGCGUAGGAGGUCAAGCUGGAGGAGGACCUGGAGGAGUUGGAGGUCAAGCUGGAGGAGGAUCUGUUGGUGGGGUUGGGGGAGACGCUGGAAGAGCUGGAGGGGGCGUUGGAGGUGGAGACCUUGGAGACGAUUUUGAGGAAUAUGAAGUGGACGGAGAAAAAAAACGCAGAAAGCGUGCAGGAGGUCAACUUGUUCCAGAUACAGCCAUUGGUCAGGAUAAUAUUGAUGGGGAAACUACAAAUCAACAAGGAGAACAGUCUGGGAAAACAGGAAAACGAUCUAAAAGGAAAAAUGUGGUCAAUAAGGAGGCUGUUGUUGACCCCGGAGUUCACUUUCAUGCUGGGCUUUCUGACUGUAAAGCUGUUAUUGGAGAAGCAGCACAGCUGGAGUGUAAAGUGAGCAGCGAGGACUGUAAAGGAAUCUGGUACAAAGAUGGAAAUGAGAUCAAAUCAUCUGAGGGUAUAACCAUUUCAAAAGAUGGAACUUUCCACAGGCUGAAAAUUCACAAGGUAACAGAAGAAUUUGCUGGAAAAUAUAAAUUUGAAGCUGAUGGACGAAAAACCGAGGCCAUGAUUGUUGUUGAAGACCCACCAAGGUUUGACGCUGAGGAACUGAAAGCAUUUGCAAAACCUGUAGCCGUGAAGAAAGGACAUAAAGCUACCUUCAAAUUACCUUAUGUUGGACGGGAACCUAUAAAGGUUCAGUGGUACCUUGAGGGCGAGGAGCUCUCAGAGGAAUCAAACAUCAAGAUUGAGAAUGCAGAGGACUACAGCCGUCUGCUGUUAACCAAGCUGCAGCGCAAAGACAGCGGCGAGGUCAAGAUAAAACUCAAAAAUGAGUUUGGCACUGUUGAGGCCGUCACCGAGCUGGUUGUAAUGGAUAAACCUACUCCUCCAAUGGGACCUCUGGAGAUCGUUGAGGCGAAUUCCUCCGCAAUUGAAUUCAAGUGGAGGCCCCCAAAAGACUGUGGUGGCUGCAAGAUUGGAAACUACAUGCUUGAACGACAACAGGUUGGCCGAAACACCUGGAAGAAGUUGGGGCCAAUUGGGCCCAGGGCCAAAUACAGGGACACUGAUGUGGACCAUGGCAAGAGGUAUUGCUAUCGCAUCAGAGCGGAGACCGAAAUAGACACCAGUGAAAUGAUGGAAACAGAAGACAUUCAAGCAGGCACAAAAGCAUACCCUGGAGCUCCAUCUGCACCAAAGGUGGUGAGUGCCUGCAAAAAUUGCAUUACCCUCUCCUGGUCUCCUCCUUCUGACACCGGAGGAACCAGUAUUCUGGGAUACAACCUCGAGAAACGCAAGAAGGGCAGCAACCUGUGGGGUCAAGUCAACCCAUCUGAUGACAUGAUAAGAGCUAAGGGAUUUGCCGUCAAAGACGUGAUUGAGGGCUUGGAGUAUGAAUUCCGUGUGACAGCAAUCAAUAACUCUGGAGCGGGUGAAUACAGUUCACCCUCUGAGUAUGUGUUUGCCAGGGACCCUAAAAAGCCCCCGGGGAAAGUCGUCGACUUGAAAGUGACAGAUUCCACCUACACAACUCUUUCCCUGUCUUGGAACGAACCCAAACACAUUAAAGGGGAGCACGAUGAAGCCAAAGGAUAUUUUGUUGAAGUCAGGCUUGCUGAAAACACGGAGUGGGAUAGCUGCAAUUCAAAUGCUAUCACCAUGACAUCCUACACAGUGAAAGGCUUGAAGUCAUUGGCCAUGUACUGGGUGAGGGUACUCGCUACUAAUGAUGGAGGAGACGGACUACCACUGGAGCUGAAUAAUUAUAUCCUUGCCAUGCCUCCUCCUGUGAGGCCACGAUUCACAGAUGCAAAAAUCAAGAGUUUCAUGGUGGUGAGAGCAGGGCACUCUGCAAGAUUCAACAUUAACUUUGAGGCCUCACCUUGGCCGGAAGUCAUCUGGCUGAAAGGUGGAGCUCCAGUGUCUAAAAAAGUGACCAUCAGCAAUGCAGAGGGCACAUCCCAGCUUCUGAUUCCUUCUGCUGAGCGUACAGACACUGGAAUCUAUACGAUCAUUGUUAAGAACAUUGUUGGCCAAGAAACAUUCAGCAUUGAAAUUAGAGUCACAGACGAACCAAAGCCACCGGGUCCUGUGGAGCUUGAUGAAAACGUGCCGGGUACAGUGACCAUUUCAUGGACCGCAUCUCCAGAUGAGAAACGUGACGACAGGCUGCACUACAGGGUGAUGAAGCGUGAUUCCAACAAAAGAUCAUGGCACACCACUGCAGAUCACAUCUUCAACAAUAGAUUCACUGCCUGCAACAUUAUGCCGGGUCGAGAAUACCAGUUUAGAGUGUAUGCAGAGAAUGAUAUGGGCUCCUCCAAACCAAGUGAAUCAACCAAAUGGCUCAUUCCCGCCAAAAAAGAAAAGUUCACUAUCAACAUACCAGAGUCGAAGACCUGUAAUCUGCAGUCUCCUCCCAAGUUCCUGGUCCCACUGAAACUGCACACCGCCCCUGACGGAUACGAAUGCUACAUGAGCUGUGCCAUACAAGGAGAUCCAACACCUCACGUGACAUGGCUGCGCAACAAUCUCAGUCUCAACACCAACACUAACUACCUAAUCUCCAACACCUGCGGAGUGUGCUCUCUGCUCAUACUGAGGGUUGGACCUAAGGACACCGGAGAGUACAAGGUUGUUGCAGAAAACGCAUUGGGGAGGGUGGAUUGCUCCACUAAAUUGACAGUCAGAGAAUUUUAAAUGAACAUACUGAAGACGAUUGAACGGUUUUACCCCCCAAACUUAAGAUUGUGUUGUUUAUUCACAGAUACUACACACUGUCUUUAGAGGUUAGCUCUUUCUGUCAAAUGUAGAUAGACUGGUGAAUAUUCAUUAUUAAAGUCACACUUGUAGACAUGAAGCUGAAGUGAAAGUCACAAAGUGUGUUGAUUUCAAAAUAAAAUGAAAGCUUAAAUUGCCAAUGUGGGAGUUGUAGAAUAUUUUUGCUGGAAUGACGAUGUAUGAUCAAAGCAAAAAUGUUUACAUUACGCUAUGUGGCAGUGACUUAUUGAUUUGAAAUGUGCUUUUUAAACAGCGUUUGCCUAAGGGAUGCAGCUCACUCUAGCUAAAUUAUAUUCAUUUUGCCAUUGAGGUUGCAAUUCAUGUGUAUGAUGACUGAUCGCAUUCAUUUUUUUUUUUUUCCAUAUUUGUGGAUCUUUCCCUCAACUGAAACUAAGGAAACAUACUGACAUGAAAAGUGUUGCAGCAUGUCGCAUAAGAAAAUGUGUGCGGGUGUUAAACUAUAAAAUAAAUAAACGUUUCAUACUG